GCCUUAUAAAUUUCUUUCCAUCUUUAGGUUUCUCCUCUCGUGCUUCCCUAAUAGCUCCUAUACAUAUUAAUACACUCGUUGCUUAGCUCUUAUCUUUCCUUUCCCUCUCUUAUCCUAUGCUCCACACUCUCUUCCGUGCGCCGGCUUCUUUCUGCAAAAGGUUUUGACUCCCUCUCUUGUUCGCUCGCUUCUAUCUUGGCAAUCGGAUGGGUUGCUAAUGCAGGAUUGUUUUACUCUCUGCUUCCAGAUUCGUUAAAAUCUUUGAGGGUUUUGGUCACUUUAUCGAUUAACAACAGCAGCAGGAGAUCGGAGUGUUUCAUUUAUCGACGCUUGUUGAGAAAAAUCAUGGUGAGUCCAUUUGGGCAGAUGGGCAAGCAGGAUUUGGGUCCACCAUGGUUGAGACCAAUGCUGAGAGCCAGCUAUUUCAUUCCCUGCGCAGUUCAUGGGGAUUCUAAUAAAAGUGAAUGUAAUAUGUUUUGCUUAGAUUGUAUGGAUAAUGCCCUCUGCUCUUAUUGUUUGAUUGAUCAUAAAGAUCACCAUGUUGUUCAGAUAAGGCGGUCUUCGUACCAUAACGUGGUGAGGGUAAGUGAAAUGCAGAAGUACAUAGAUAUAUCCUGCGUCCAGACCUACAUUAUCAAUAGCGCCAAAAUCGUAUUCCUGAACGAGCGGCCUCAGCCAAGGCCUGGAAAAGGAGUCACUAACACUUGCGAGAUUUGUUGCAGAAGCCUCCUUGAUUCCUUCAGAUUCUGUUCUCUUGGAUGCAAGCUUGGAGGCAUGAAGCGGGGUGACCCGGACCUCACAUUUUCGCUCAGGGUGAAGCCCAAUCGGGAUCCGAUCCUUGGCGAGUCUGAAUCCGAUGAGUCCUCUACCCCAAAGAAGAUGAGAAAGACGCAUGCGUUCAACCGGUUGAUGGAUGGACUUUCUAUUUAUUCUUUAGAUGGGCAUAACAAUGAUGUUAGCUCGGGAGAUGACGCCACAACCAACCUUUCUCCAUCUACUCCUCCCAUUUAUAAUCACCGCAAUGCAAGGAGGAGAAAGGGUAUUCCUCAUCGUGCUCCAUUUUGAGACUUCUCGACAAUUGGCGGGGUCAGGGGGAGAUAUAGUAAGGGAAGGGAAAAAAUAUUAUUAAAACGGGGGGAAGAAAUGAAGGGGUGGUAGGCAAUAGUGUUUUAUUAUGCAAUGAAAGAUAGACAAGAAAAAUUAGGGAGGACAUGAUUUGUUAUAGUAUUUUUUUUUUCUUGUGUAAAUAGUAGAAAAUACUAUUUUCUGUAAGUUAUAGACUAUGGAGCAAGGGAAAUAGUUCCUUCAUAGUGGUGGGGAAAUUUAUGAAAAUAACAAAUCUUAGGAUAUUAGUAUGAAAUAUACGUGUAUGUACAUAUGAUAUAUAUGUUGGGUUUAGGUGGUUGGAAAGAUAGUAAUAAUUGAGUGGAAUUAUGAUGGAUUAUGUGCA
This is a messenger RNA of Manihot esculenta (cassava), 1450 nucleotides long. Its product is annotated as protein RGF1 INDUCIBLE TRANSCRIPTION FACTOR 1. The transcript is spliced from 4 exons. Bases 346 to 1065 code for a protein of 239 amino acids. NCBI's taxonomy places the organism in Eukaryota, Viridiplantae, Streptophyta, Magnoliopsida, Malpighiales, Euphorbiaceae. The record is from RefSeq and is a predicted model, not a curated record.